UGCCCCCCCCCAUCCGACAGCCCCAUCCCUUUCCUGCGGCCGCUUCCCUGUUCCCACUCAGAACUUGGGAACGCCACAACAGGCUCGUCCCUUCCUUAACAUCCCUCAAUCCAAGCUCCCAAAUCCCACUUUUCCCAGCGCUAAACCCCCCAAAUCCCAUUUCCCAACCCCAAAACCUUGGGAAUAACUUGGAAUCCCGCAGGAAAACCCCAUUGGAUCACACAGGAGGGGGUCCCCCCCCCAUCGCCCCAAUGUUAAGCCGUUGAGCCACCAUCCGCAGCAUUCCCAACACGAUCCCAUCAUUCCCAAAGGCCGGAAUGUUCAGCUGGAUGAAGAAGCAGGCCAAGAAGGGCCCGGAGGCAGCGGGGACGGUUCGGGCCGGGCUGAAGAAGCUCUACAAGAAGAAGUUAUUCCCAUUGGAAGAAGCAAGUCGAUUCCAUGAUUUCCAUUCCCCGGCCUUGGAAGAGGCGGAUUUCGACACCAAGCCCAUGGUCCUGGUCAUGGGCCAGUAUUCCACAGGGAAAACCACCUUCAUCCGGUACCUGUUGGAGCAGGAUAUCCCCGGGAGCCGCAUCGGACCCGAGCCCACCACCGACUCCUUCGUGGCCAUCAUGCACGGGGACACCGAGGGCAUCAUUCCCGGGAAUGCGCUGGUCGUGGAUCCCAACAAACCCUUCCGGAAGCUGCAUCCGUUCGGGAAUGCUUUCCUCAACCGGUUCCAUUGCGCGCAGCUCCCGAACCAGGUCCUGGAGAGCAUCAGUAUCAUUGACACCCCCGGGAUCCUCUCGGGGGCCAAACAACGCGUGAGCAGAGGCUAUGACUUCCCAGCCGUCCUUCAGUGGUUCGCGGAACGCGUUGACCUCAUCAUCCUCCUCUUCGAUUCCCACAAGCUGGAAAUCUCGGAUGAGUUCUCGGAAGCCAUCAGGGCCCUCAAGGGCCACGAGGACAAGAUCCGGGUGCUCCUCAACAAGGCCGACGCUGUGGAGACCCAGCAGCUCAUGCGGGUCUAUGGGGCCCUGCUCUGGUCCUUAGGGAAGGUGUUUGACACCCCGGAAGUGCUGCGGGUGUUCCUGGGGUCCUUCUGGUCGGAGCCGCUGGUGAUUCCCGACAACCGGAGCCUGUUUGAGCUGGAGGAGCAGGAUCUGUUCCAGGAGAUCCAGAGCCUGCCCCGGCACGCGGCUCUGCGCAAGCUCAAUGACCUGGUCAAGAGAGCGAGGCUGCUGAGGGUCCAUGUCCAUAUCCUGGCUCGGCUGCGCAAGGAGAUGCCCUCAGUGUUCGGGAAGGAGGCCAAGAAGAAGCAGCUCAUUUCCCAGCUCCCAAUGCUCUUCAGCCGCAUCCAACUGGAGCAGCACAUCCCGGCCGGAGACUUCCCUGACUGCGCCCGCAUGCAGGAGCUGCUCCUGGUCCAGGACUUCUCCCGCCUGCCUGUGUUGAAGCCUCGGGUGCUGGAGGCCCUGGACGAGCUCCUGACCUCGGACAUCGCGGCCCUGAUGCCUCUGCUCCGUCGGGAAGAGCUGGAGGCUCCGGAAGGUUCCGUGCAGGGGGGGGCGUUCGAAGGCACCCGGCAGGGCCCAUUCCACGCGGAGGAGGAGGAGGAGGAAGAGGAAGGCGAAUGGGCAGUGAUGAAGGACAAAGCCAAGUACGAUGAGAUCUUCUAUGGGUUGGCCCCAAUGGGGGGCAAGCUGAGCGGGCGACGCGCGAAGGGAUGGAUGGUGAGCAGCAACCUGCCCAGUUCCGUACUGGGGCGGAUCUGGAAGCUGAGUGAUGUGGAUCGGGAUGGGAUGUUGGAUGCUGAGGAGUUCGCGUUGGCCGGACACCUGAUCGGGGCCAAGCUGGAGGGCAGGGGGCUCCCCACGGAUCUGCCCCCCCGCCUGGUGCCGCCGUCCAAGAGGAGGCAGAAGGGGUCGGCGGAGUGAAGGGGGAAAUAGUGAGAAAAUAGAGGAAAUGGAACCAAAAAUAGCGUGAAAUGGAACCAAAAGCAGCGCAAAAUAAGCACAGAAUAGCCCGAAAAGCAGCACUGAAAAUAGCACGAAAAUAGCGCAAAAUGGACCCAAAAGCAGUGUGAAAAAUGCACAAAAAUAGCGUGAAAUUGAACCAAAAAUAGUGCAAAAAUUGCCUGAAAUGGACCCCAAAGGAACGCUAAAGUAACCCCAAAAGCAGCAUGAAAAUAGCACGAAAAUAGCGCAAAAUGGACCCAAAAGCAGCGUGAAAAUAGCA
Molecule: messenger RNA, 2217 nt
Organism: Melopsittacus undulatus (budgerigar)
Lineage: Eukaryota; Metazoa; Chordata; Aves; Psittaciformes; Psittaculidae
Gene: EHD2
Product: EH domain containing 2
Exons: 5
Coding region: 318-1916 (532 amino acids)
Biological process (GO): endocytosis; endosomal transport
Cellular component (GO): cytoplasm; plasma membrane
Molecular function (GO): GTP binding; calcium ion binding; protein binding
Source: RefSeq, a predicted model, not a curated record